This is a messenger RNA of Pomacea canaliculata, 3260 nucleotides long. Its product is annotated as zinc transporter ZIP1-like. The transcript has 2 exons. Gene Ontology annotation, cellular component: plasma membrane. Lineage: Eukaryota; Metazoa; Mollusca; Gastropoda; Architaenioglossa; Ampullariidae. Gene Ontology annotation, biological process: zinc ion transmembrane transport. Gene Ontology annotation, molecular function: zinc ion transmembrane transporter activity. The record is from RefSeq and is a predicted model, not a curated record. The coding region runs from base 214 to 1461 and encodes 415 amino acids.
ACUAUCAGUUAAAGAUAGCCAUACCACGUGACCUGGGAUUCCCGUAACGCCAGCUUCACGAGACGCCAAGCUGCUUCCCGUGCUGAGCGCGCGUCACGUAUAUAACCGAGGUCCCGUGGCAAGACACACUACGAAGAGGUAGACUGUCCGAGGCCAGUGAACUCCCUACCUUAGUCCCUUGCGAGCCACAAGAAGACUGUACGUCCGCCAGCCAUGGACCUUAACGCGGCCAAAGGGGUGUCGCUGGUGCUGCUACUGGUGUUGACAGUGGUGCUGGGUGUUCUGCCUGUCUGGCUGCACCAUCGCGGUGUGCUGACCUCCACCGGCUCUCGCUGCCGCCGUCUGACGUUGAGCUUCCUCAACUGCUUCGCAGGCGGCGUCUUCCUGGGCACCUGCCUGCUGCACCUGCUGGUGGAAGGGCGCGAGGACAUGCAGCGCUACCUGGAGAGCGUGGGUGUCACCGAUGACUUCCCUUACUACGAGACGGGAGUGGCUGUGGGCUUGUUCCUCGUAGCGCUCGUCGAGAAGCUGGGCUUUGCGCUCAUGUCGUUCUCCAGACAAAGACUCACAAGCGACGUCCACGACAUCCAGGAGACGGCGUCCAUCCGCAAGUCCCCACCCUCCUCCUUCUCCGUGCACUACGCUCACACCGCGGAAAACCGCCACCAGGGCUACGGAGCGACAACCAACACAAACGACACGACCUCCGAGGUCUACCAUAAUCACUUGCUUUAUGACCAGAACUCCAAAACGACAAGCAAAGGUCAGCAGCAGGACGACCCGUCAUACCAUCUCGAGAUAUGCAAGUCCGCUGACCACCAGCUGCCCAUCUCCCACGUCGCCAACCACCGGAAGUCACGCAGUCUGACCUCAUCGCUUGAACGCGGGACCACCGACGCACACCCUCGCCCCCACCACCACCAUCACCACAGCGUGGCCACAUCCGGGCCUUGCGACUCGGCCGCCAUCACGCAAGUCUCGGGUCUGCGGGCCCUGCUGUUGUUGCUGGCUCUGUCGUUCCACACCAUCUUUGACGGGCUGGCCGUGGGACUGCAAGAGAGCAGCACCCAAGUGUGGCAGGUGCUGGGCGCCAUCAGCAUCCACAAGGCCUUGGUGGCCUUCUGCCUGGGGCUAGAGCUGUCUACGGCGUCGCCUGGCAACUGGCGGAGGCCUGUCUUCUUCAUCUUCCUCUUCGCCCUUAUGUCGCCCAUCGGCAUUGGCAUCGGCAUGGGAGUGACGUCAUCACGGGUGGACACUUCGGCGGAACUGCUGACGUCAUCUAUCCUGCAAGCGCUGGCCACCGGAACCUUCCUCUACGUCACGUUCUUUGAGAUCCUGGGCCAGCAGUUCGCGCACGACCACCAGCAGCAGCACGGCCAGUGCUUGGAGAUCCUCAAGGUCCUCGUCACCAUGGUAGGCUUCGCGGCCAUGGCGGCUACCAAGCUGCUGGACAGCGACUGAAGACAGGGACGACGAGCGACUGAAUACAGAUGACCUGUGAUCGACCAGUAACUUUCCCACUGAUGCUGGUAAAUUUUGGUACUGCGAGUACCGGCAUGUCCCAACACACCCGUGCUGUCACACGCUGACAACAGUCAUAGCACUCGCCACGCGCACCGAAAGGUUAAAGGCUACCUAAACGCCUUCUCGUGGCAGCAACGGCAACGACAGUACCUGAAUUACACAGACCUUAGCAUCCAUACUACACUCCAGAAACACAGACCUUAUUCUGUUUCUGGUCACAGAUUGUAACAUGGCUGACAAUGAAGCAAAGACAAGUUGUUUAAUUUUAUAUUAACUUUUAUGUAAGAUGAUCUUUAUGGAUAUAUUUUGUGUACUCAAGGUAAUUUUUGGAACUGCUACAUCUAUGACAAUUUUUAAUGAUGCCGCAACUUAAAAUCAUUCGGUGAAUUGUUUUUAAUAAUUUUAUGUAUGACAAGAUUUUACAAGUGGACGUUUUAACAGGUGCCCGCAAAGAUUUUGGUAACCAAAAUAUAUCCAAUGAACUUAUGGCACUUCCAAUGGCUUAAUGUUUCUUCAACCAUUCUAGGGUGGUGCUUGGCAUCACACAGGCAUGUCUCGUGUCUCAUAAUCGCCGCUGUCUUUCCCGUUCACUCUUACUCUUAUUCAGUGGUAGUGGCGCGUGUGUGGCCUUGAAAAUAUUUCAUGAUAGUGCUCUACAAUGGGUGUCCUUUUUUUUAAGUGUUGUAUUGAGGUUUUUAUUUCUUACAAAUAAUUUUGUCUAAUAAAAAUAUGAAACUUUUGUAAAAAAAAAAAUAUAUAUAUUCAAACGCUUCUGCUAUGUAUGUAGUCACACGUGAAGCAUGCAUGUGGGUGAGGUGAGACCAGCCUACAAAGAAGCGGCUGGUGUAUGAUUCAAGAGUUGAAUCAGAGGAUUCCAUUUAGUUACACCACUAGUCUUUUUCGUUAGUGAAUGCAAGUGAUGUCUGUUGCGAAAGAGGGUUUCAUCUACUGGAGGUUAUAAUAAAAACACUCCAGCAACAAGCUCAAUGUGCUUUGAUACAAACAAUUGUACUGACAAAAAAAUACAUACACUAACAAUGGACGCUGAUCUCAAAAAAACAGAGUUGAUUGCAUGCCCAGGUAGUGUAGCUACUCAUGUUGAAAACAAGAUGAAUGCUUAAAUGCAUCCUUGCUCUUUCUUUCGAUGUCACUGAAGUUGUGCUUCUAAAAAUCGCUGAGAAUUAUAAAUUUGUAUGGAAGCUCAUCUUGCUGUCUGCACUGCACCAAAGAUUGUAUAUGAAGAUUGGUAAAUAAAAAAUGCAUUGCAAACUGUCAAAAUUUCAUGAGUUCAGACUUUCAAAACUCCCUUUGAUUGUAGCAUUAGUUAUGUCUUUGCAGUUCAUUGUUGUCCAAAGUUUGUCACAACAGGUUUUCGUUCAGCAGUUUUGAUUAAAAAUUGAACUACACAUUAGGUUCCUAAAAAUACAAGAAAUAAAGUGUACGACUUUAAGGAUAUAUGCAAUUUUUUUUUUAACUUGGAGAAGUGACAAAGGUAAAAUUAUUUUGAACUGACAACUAGGCCUGUUGCCGUACCAGCUUCACAGCAAAACUUACAGUAACUGCCGAUGCAAACUCCAUUAUUUGCACCAUCUUUUGAUCGCUAGAUUUCGGGGUACAGAGAUGAAACUCAGUAUUUCGAGCUUUACAAGUUUGAUUUUUCUAUCUUGCAUAAAAUUUUUCUACAAAGUAGACGAAAUGAAAUGCCUUUCCAUCAAUUAAACUGUUCAUGGCAUGAG